This is a messenger RNA of Cyprinodon variegatus (sheepshead minnow), 3163 nucleotides long. It is a transcript of the gene nlrp3, whose product is annotated as NLR family, pyrin domain containing 3. The coding region runs from base 41 to 3022 and encodes 993 amino acids. The transcript is spliced from 12 exons. NCBI's taxonomy places the organism in Eukaryota, Metazoa, Chordata, Actinopteri, Cyprinodontiformes, Cyprinodontidae. The record is from RefSeq and is a predicted model, not a curated record.
GCUUUCUGUCGGAAAUUUAAGAUUGACUGAAGUCCAGAAGAUGGAAGAUUGGGAUUUAAACGAGGAUACAGCAGAACCUCCAGGAUCCAGUUGUCUGUCUAUGAAGAGUGAAUGGUCCAGAAAUAGACCUACAGACUUACGAGCUCAGAACCACAAACAGAGAGCAGAACCUCCAGGGUCCAGCUGUCCAUCUAUAAAGAGUGACCGAUCCAAAGGAAAACCUCCACACUUCAGUGCAGAACCUAGACCCUCAGACUCAGAAUGGAGGAAGAGGAGCAAAUCCCAGUGUGGAGAAAGAGCCGGAACCGGUGCUGGACCGCUCACAGCCAAUCACAUCAGCUCUGCAGCAGAUGUUGGUCUGCAGGAGGUUCUAAAGGAACAUAAGAUCAGUCUGAGAAGGAGAUGUGAAGGUGUGGCUGAAGGAAGUGAUGAAACAGGAAGUAGAACCCUCCUCAACAGGAUCUACACUGAUCUCUACAUCACAGAGGGACAGAGUGAAGAGGUUAAUACCCAACAUGAGGUGAAGCAGCUGGAGAGAGCUUCCAAGAUCCAGAACCUCAAUGGUUCUCCAAUCAGGUGCCAGGACAUCUUCAAAGCCUUCCCUGACCAACAUGGAGCCAUCAGAGUGGUUUUGACCAAUGGCGUCGCUGGUGUUGGAAAAACCUUCUCAGUGCAGAAGUUCACUUUGGACUGGGCAGAGGGCUUGGAGAACCAAGAUGUUGAUGUUGUGGUUCUGCUUUCCUUCAGGGAGCUGAACCUGAUCAGAGAUCAGCAGCACAGUCUUCUCACACUGCUCCACGUUUUUCAUCCAACACUCCAGAAACUCCCAGCUGAGAAGCUGGCUGUUUGGACGAUUCUCUUCAUCUUUGAUGGCCUGGAUGAAAGCAGACUUUCUCUGGACUUCAACAACAGUCUGCUAGUUUCUGACGUCACACAGAAGUCAUCAGUCAACGUUCUGCUGAUGAACCUCAUUAGGGGGAACCUGCUUCCCUCUGCUCUGAUCUGGAUAACUUCCCGACCUGCGGCAGCCAAUCAGAUCCCUCCUUCGUGUGUUCCCAGGGUAACAGAAGUACGAGGCUUCACCGACGGCCAGAAGGAGGAGUACUUCAGGAGGAGGUUCAGUGAUGAAGAGAAGGCCAGCAGGAUCAUCUCCCACAUCAAGACCUCCAGGAGCCUCUUCAUCAUGUGUGGGAUCCCAGUGUUCUGCUGGAUCACUGCUACGGUUCUGGAGAACCUGUUGACCACAGAGCAGAGAGAAGAGCUGCCCAAGACCAUGACUGACAUGUACUCACACUUCCUGCUGGUCCAGACCAGGAGGAAGAAGAACAAGUACCAUGAAGGACAUGAGAUGAGUCCACAGGAGCUGAUGGAGGCUGACAGGGAAGUUCUUCUAAAGCUGGGGAGGCUGGCCUUGGAACAUCUGGACAAGGGAAACAUUAUGUUCUACCAAGAAGAUCUGGAGCAGUGUGGUCUGGAUGUCACAGAGGCCUUGGUGUUCUCAGGAGUUUGUACAGAGAUCUUCAAAAGAGAAAACGUAAUCUUCCAGAAAACAGUCUACUGCUUUGUUCAUUUGAGCGUCCAGGAGUUUCUGGCUGCAAUAUACAUAUUCCACUGCUUCACCAGCAGGAACAUAGAGGUGUUGGAGAACUUCCUGGGAGGAGAACACAAAGAAAUAUCUCUGGAGGACUUUAUGAAGAAAGCCAUGGAAAAAUCCCUCAGGAGUACAAAUGGCCACCUGGACCUGUUUGCUUGCUUCCUUCAUGGCCUCUCUGUCGAGUCAAACCAUAGCCUCUUAAAAGGCCUGCUGGGUCAGAUGAAGAACAGUCCAGGAACCAUCCAGAGAGUCAUUAAUAAUCUGAAGGAGAUGAACUCUGUUGGAAUCUCUCCAGAUAGAAGCAUCAACAUCUUCCAGUGUCUGAUGGAGAUUAAGGACCUCUCAGUUUAUCAGGAGAUCCAACAGUUCCUGAAAUCAGAGGACAGAUCAAAGGAAGCACUCUCAGAGAUCCACUGCUCAGCUCUGGCCUACAUGCUGCAGAUGUCAGAGGAUGUCUUGGAUCAGUUAGACCUGGAUAAGUAUAAAACUUCAGAUGAUGGAAGACGUAGACUGGUUCCAGCUAUGAGGAACUGCAGAAAGGCUCGACUUGGUGGCUGUUAUCUCCAUGAGGCUGAAUGUGAAGUUGUGGCCUCAGCUCUGAAGUCCAACCUUCAUCUGACUGAAGUGGAAAUAGAGGCGAUCUAUGGAGGUGAAUCCUUUGGAGACUCUGGAAUGAAGCAUCUGUGUGAGAUACUGGAGAGUUCAAUCUGCAAAGUGAAAAAACUCAACUUGCUGGAUUGUCUAUUGUCAGAGAUCAGCUGUGCUUCUCUGGGCUCAGCUCUGAAGUCUAACCCAGCCCAUCUGACAGAACUGAACCUGAGCAGAACCAACCUGGACCCUGGAAUGAAGGAGCUCAGUGGGUUUCUCCAGUCUCCCCUCUGCAAACUACAGACUUUGAGAUUGAAGAACUGCACUUCGUCAAAGAUCAGCUGGGCUUCUCUGGGCUCAGCUCUGAAGUCUAAUCCAUUCCAUCUGACAGAACUGGGCCUGGGUGGAAACAACCUGGACCCUGUAAUGAAGGACCUCAGUGGGUUUCUCCAGUCUCCCCUCUGCAAACUACAGAGAUUGAGUUUGAGUAACUGCAGAUUGUCAGAGAUCAGCUGGGCAUCUCUAGGCUCAGCUCUGAAGUCUAAUCCAUCCCAUCUGAUAAAACUGGACCUGUUUGGAACCUACCUGGACCCUGAAAUGAAGGAGCUCAGUGGGUUUCUCCAGUCUCCCCUCUGCAAACUACAGACAUUGAUAUUGAGGGACUGUGGUUUUUCAAAGAUCAGCUGUGCUUCUCUGGUCUCAGCUCUGAAGUCAAACCCCUCACAUUUGGAACACUUGUACCUGUGGAACAACAACCUGCAGGAGUCAGAUGUUCAACAGCUGCAGAAUCUUGUAAAGAGUCCAGACUACAAACUGAAGACACUGGAGUGGUGGCCAUGAUUAUCUUAGUAAAGGAGAGAAGCCGAUCUUUGUCUUGAUGAUCCACAGAGGUUGAAGCUGCAGCAGUUUAAAGAGACUCUGACUGGAUCCUGAUGAUGAACUCUGAGUUUAGAGAUGUUUCUCCUCUUUAUGUGAUCCUUU